UUUGUUUUGACUUUUCACGCAAGCAAAACAACACUUUUGUUUUCUUUGUAGAAAAUAUAUAAAAUAAAACAAUAAAAAAAUAAAUAAAGUGUUUUGUCUUGAGUAAUCAAACAUCCUCAACGUCAACUAAUUCUUCAAAGAUAGUAUACCUCAUCCUGAACUCAUUGUCUUAAUUUAUUCACGAAGAACAAUGACAUCAAGUGAUAAUAAAGAAGUCUUUCUGUUCCAACCAUUAAAGUCCUUUGUCAGCCCAACCUUCUGGCAUAAACUCUCGGAGAUAAAAAUCGAUUUUGAUCGAUUAUCGGAUGCUGCCAAGCCGGUCUAUGGAUUCUAUACGAAUUGCAAUUCCAAGUCAUGCCUCCUAGAAGUGGAUUAUAGUUCUUUUAACACAUCAUUCAAUCCUCCGAAAGACUACUACACAGCAAUUGGAACCCUUUAUAACAAAAAUACCAUUGAAGAUUUUAAGGAAUGUGAUAAAAAUGCCCUCUUGCAAGCUGAAGGUCAUAAAUUCCUCGAUGACAUCGCCACGGGAACAAUCCUUGACGAUCCUAGAUUAUUAGCACGUUUUAUAAUUUUAUCUUUUGCUGAUUUAAAAACCCACAACUACUACUAUUGGUUCGCCUUCCCAUGUCCACUUAAACCAACGUUAGAAGUCAGCCCAGGUACUAAACCUUUGCGUCUUGCAGACUUACCAGAUCUCUUCCAUAUGAUUCAAAUUAUUGAAUCUCUUCCGGAUCAAAAACGAAGCUUUUUCAUACUUAACAAAUCAAUAAAAGAUCGUUGCAUUGAGUUGAAAGACGUUAUCGACCCAAAUAACCUCAUGGACAACUUGCUGGAUCAAAAUAUUGACGAUUUGUAUUUCUGCUUUGCCGAUCCAAGUGAAUAUGAUAAUCCAUCUUGGCUUAUGAGGACUUAUGCAGCGUUUUUGCAUUUAUCAUGUCCCUCACUAGCUGGAAAAAAUAUUAAAUUUAUGGGUGUGCGAUACACCUCUGUGGGAAAAUAUGGAAGUAGCCUUAUUUGGGAGGUUUAUUUACCAAAAGACGAUAAAUAUAUCGAUGAUUUGAAAUUUGUUGGCUGGGAACCAAAUAAAAACAACAAAAUGGGACCUCGUAUGGUUUCCAUGAGGGAUAGUAUGGAUCCAGCCAAAUUGGCUGAAAAUUCUAUAAAUUUAAAUUUAAAAUUGAUGAAAUGGAGACUUGUACCUGAACUUAAUUUAGAGACAAUGGCGGACACGAAAUGCCUACUGUUUGGUGCUGGAACUCUUGGUUGUGCUGUUGCAAGAAAUCUUUUGAGUUGGGGAUUCAAACAUAUAACUUUAAUAGACAACGGAAAAAUAAGUUUUUCCAAUCCAGUACGACAAAAUCUCUAUACUCACGAAGAUGCUGUGCAAGGCAGUAAUAUGAAAGCUACAACAGCUGCAAAAAGGCUCAAGGAAAUCAAUCCAAAUUCAAUUACCCAAGGAUACGUUAUGCAAAUUCCAAUGCCUGGUCAUACAAUUGGUGACUCAAUAAAAGAAGGUGCCAUCGAAGAUUUAGAAAAAAUAAUUUCACUGGUUAGAGAGCAUGAUGUUAUAUUUUUACUGACUGAUUCCAGGGAAAGCCGAUGGCUGCCUACAAUGCUAGGUGCUGCUAACAAGAAGAUCGUGUUAAAUGCAGCUCUUGGGUUCGAUAGCUAUCUUGUGAUGAGACAUGGAAAUAUGCAAGAUCUCGGAGAGAGUUCGAAAUAUGUAGAUAUUGGAGAUUUAAAAUGCAUUCCUGGAUCGCAACUGGGAUGUUACUUUUGCAAUGAUAUAACUGCUCCAGGAAACUCUUUGAAAGAUCGAACUCUUGAUCAGCAAUGUACAGUUACUCGACCUGGGGUUUCUAACAUAGCUGCUAGCUAUGCAGUCGAGUUACUUGUUUCAAUUCUUCAACACCCCGAUAAAGACUCAGCACCUGCUUAUUUCAGUUCAUCUGGAAAAUCAACAGAAAAAAUACCAGAAGGCCUUUUAGGCAUCAUUCCUCAUUCUAUACGCGGUAUGCUUUUUAAUUAUGAAAACAUUCUGCCUGCUACAAGGAAAUUCUCACAGUGCAUUGCCUGCUCAGAGAAAAUUGUGGGUGAAUUCCAAGCCAACGGCAUUGAGUUCCUCUUGAAAGCCUUCGAAACCACAAAGUAUCUGGAAGAUUUAACCGGAAUCUCCGAACUGAUGAACAUAGAUGCCAAUAUUAUCGAAUGUGAUGAAUCCGAUUUUGAAUUGUCCGAUGAAUAAAAGCCAAGAAGAGAGCACUUUCCAUUUAAUAUAAAACCAUAAAACAUUAAAAUCUUUAAUUCAAUUGUUUGUCUUUGUAUUUUUAAGAAUAAAGUUCAACUAAAGUUAUGCAUAUUAUUAUGCCUAAAAUUCUUUACUUUUCAUCCUGCUCAAAUAAACAUAAAAAUGACAGUUUGUAAUCAUUUUAA
Molecule: messenger RNA, 2436 nt
Organism: Eupeodes corollae
Lineage: Eukaryota; Metazoa; Arthropoda; Insecta; Diptera; Syrphidae
Gene: Atg7
Product: ubiquitin-like modifier-activating enzyme ATG7
Exons: 11
Coding region: 191-2248 (685 amino acids)
Biological process (GO): C-terminal protein lipidation; cellular response to nitrogen starvation; autophagosome assembly
Cellular component (GO): phagophore assembly site; cytoplasm
Molecular function (GO): Atg8 activating enzyme activity; Atg12 activating enzyme activity
Source: RefSeq, a predicted model, not a curated record